AGCUGCCAGCUAGCCAAUAGAAAGUUACGUUGCGCGCUACGCCGCUUUCGCGGGAGACUUGAUGUGGCUCGCGAGUCACGACGAGAUUAACGUUACAGCUCGAGAAGGCUUUCAAUAUUACAGCAUCAUGCGCCGCUCAGGGGCUCCCAGCCAGCAGAAUGGAAAUGCGACCAAGAGGCCCAGGUUUAUUGCCCCGGGGGCCGCCCAGUACAGCCUGGGUCCCAGGCCCAUCCCAGCAGCAGAGCAACCUCAGCUCAUGGCGUGCAACACACUUAACCAGGUACUGAAGUGUCUUCCUGAGCAGAAAUGUGAAACCCCUGUCCUGUCUAAUGCACUGGCAAAAAUUCUGAAUGCUGUUCCGCUGGGAGAGUCCAAAGAGAAUUGCACUGUGCUGCAGAAUUGCUCCCCUUUACCCAGCAGAGAGGAGCAUCCCCCAGAGGACAAACUCGGCACAGGUUUUGAGCACCCUUCGGUGGAUACCAGUCUGCUGCGUCCCAGCAGGCCUGGUGUUUCCCCGCCGGUUCAGGACCCACCGCGGGUGCUUCAGAUAGGUGAUACCGGGCCAGACUGCAGUGCCAGGUACUUCAGUGUGAUGUGGUGCAAGGCGUCCAAGAAGAAGCACAAGAGGUGGGAGGGGGAUGCGGUGCUGGUGGCUCGGGGGCGGAGUGUCAUCCUGAAGGACAUGGAGGGCAAGGACAUCGGGAGAGGCAUUGGCUACAAGUCAUCGCAGCUGGAGAGCCUGACAGAGGGCCAGUCUCUGAUGGUGGGUGGGAAGGAGGUGGAGGUGAUGGGCACCAUCUCCGCCGAGGAAUUCCGCAGCGGACGUUGCUUCCAGGAUGCGGGGACUGAGCCGUCAGUGAUGGAAGUGGUGGCCCCGCCCAUUCGAAACCCUGUAUCCAAGCCCUUCUCCAGACCCUCACUGAAGGGUGGAAUGGAGAACCAGAGAGCCUUGCCAACAGAGGGGCUGGCUUGUGGGCCUCGACACGACCCCCUCGCACCAGGGGCCCUGGUCAUGCCAAGGCCCACAGAGAACCACCAGUGGGUCUUCAACAAGGCUGGCCUGCCAGUGCUGGACGUCGUGGUGGACCCGCACCUCACCGGAUACCUCAGGCCCCACCAGAGAGAGGGGGUGGUCUUCCUGUAUGAGUGCGUCAUGGGAAUGAGGUCGGUUUCCCGGCACGGAGCCAUCCUGGCAGACGAGAUGGGCCUGGGGAAGACCCUGCAGUGCAUCGCGCUGGUGUGGACCCUGCUGCGGCAGGGGCCCUACGGGGGCCGGCCCAUGGCCCGGCGUGUGCUGGUGGUCACCCCCGGCAGCCUGGUGAAGAAUUGGGCCGCCGAGUUCCAGAAGUGGCUGGGGAGAGAGAGGAUCAACAUCUUCACUGUGGAUCAGGACCACAAAGUUGAAGACUUUGUGAACUCGCCCCUGUGCAGUGUCCUGGUGAUCAGCUACGAGAUGCUGCUGCGCUCCGUGGAGCAGGUGGAGCAGGUGGAGUUCAGCCUGCUCAUCUGUGACGAAGGCCACCGGCUGAAGAACAGCAACAUCAAGACCUCCUCGGCCCUCAGCAGCCUGGCCUGUCUGCAUAGGGUCAUCCUCACAGGGACUCCGGUUCAGAAUGACCUCCAGGAGUUCUUCUCCAUCAUUGAGUUUGUCAACCCAGGGGUGCUGGGCUCUUCUUCUGCCUACAGGAAAGUGUAUGAGGAACCGAUUCUCCGAUCCCGCCAGCCCUCCGCCACUGAGGAGGAGAGGCGUCUGGGAGAGGAGCGUGCCGCGGAGCUGGGCCGCCUCACAGGACUGUUCAUCCUGCGCCGCACUCAGGAGAUCAUCAGCCGCUACCUGCCAGCCAAGCAGGAGUGGACCGUCUUCUGCCGACCCGCUCCCCUGCAGCUGGAGCUGUACCGCCGCCUCCUGUCCCACCGCCUGGUCCGCGCCUGCCUGCAGGGGGCGCUGGAGAACAGUCCGCACCUGGCCUGCAUCGGGGCCCUCAAGAAGCUCUGCAACCACCCUGGCCUACUGUACGCCACCGUCCAGGAGAAGGAAGCUGCACGGGUGGAAGAUUCUGGAGCAGAGGUCUCUCUGUAUGAAGGCUUGGGGGAACUGUUCCCUGAGGCCUACUCCACUGGAGGCUUGAACAUCGCCGACUCCGGAAAACUUCUGGUCCUUGCAGAUCUGCUGGCUGCCAUCCGCCAACUCAGCCCCUCCGACAGGGUGGUGCUGGUGUCCAACUACACCCAGACCCUGGACGUACUGCAGGACAUGUGCUCUCACCUGGGCUACAGCUGCUGCAGGCUGGACGGACAGACGCCUGUGGCCCAGAGGCAGAAGCUGGUGGACCGAUUCAACGGCAGGUUCACCACAGACUUCAUCUUCCUGCUCAGCUCCAAGGCUGGGGGCGUGGGGUUGAACUUGGUCGGCGCCUCCCACCUGGUCCUGUACGACAUUGACUGGAACCCGGCCAAUGACAUUCAGGCGAUGGCCAGAGUGUGGAGAGACGGACAAAAGAAGACUGUACACAUCUAUCGGUUCCUCACCACAGGCACCAUAGAGGAGAAGAUCUACCAGAGGCAGGUGAGUAAGCAGGGUCUCUCUGGGGCUGUGGUGGGCUUGUCCAAAUGUGCCGAGCACAUCAGCUUCUCCAGCGAGGAGCUGCGCGACCUCUUCACCCUGCAUGAGGACUCGGAGUGCGUGACCCACGACCUGCUAAGCUGCAGCUGCCAUGGGGACGGCAAUCGGCCUGGUCCAGUUGAGGAGCCCAGACCCGUGGAGGAGAGGCCGUGUCAACUGGGUCGCCGUAGCGACAGGCGCAGCUCACAGAAGCACCUUACCAUGUCAGAGCUCAUGCAGUGGAGACACUAUUCGGGCAAGGUCCCCUCCUUCUCCGACGCCUACCUGGACAGGGCAAGGAACCACGUCUCAUUCGCCCUCCAGAGCACCACUGCCGAGGGGGAAGUCCCUUCCAUGCUAGGCUCCACCCGUGUCUGACAAAACUAGACCCAUAGCCUUCAUUUGGAAAGCCUUAAAAUUGCUCUCCACAAGGACUGUAUUGGAUGGACACAUUAAACAAUUGUUAUUUUUAAACAAUACUGUUUUGGAAUGUUUACUGAUGGAAACAUUCAUAGCUGUCAUAUUUUCUUAUUGUUGUCAGAAGUGUAUGAGAUUAUGUUUAGCCAUUAAAUAAAUAACUGAACUUAAAUUUGA
This is a messenger RNA of Conger conger (European conger), 3196 nucleotides long. RefSeq names its product RAD54 homolog B (gene rad54b). NCBI's taxonomy places the organism in Eukaryota, Metazoa, Chordata, Actinopteri, Anguilliformes, Congridae. The transcript has 15 exons. Gene Ontology annotation, molecular function: ATP binding; DNA translocase activity; ATP-dependent chromatin remodeler activity. Gene Ontology annotation, cellular component: nucleus. The coding region runs from base 62 to 2980 and encodes 972 amino acids. Gene Ontology annotation, biological process: double-strand break repair via homologous recombination; reciprocal meiotic recombination. The record is from RefSeq and is a predicted model, not a curated record.